AGUCGGGGGGAGGAUAUGGGGGGAGCUGGAGGAUGGCUGGGCACAGACGGUCCCCAGGGCUCAGCCUUCACUUUCUGGGUCUUCUUUCUCCUUUUCAACCCUUCCACACUCCCCCUUUCAUUCGCCUGGCGUUUCACUCCUCCCUUCCCUUGUCACACCUGCUGGCCUCUUUCUUUCUUUCUUUCUUUCUUCCUUUCUUUCUUUCUUCUCCUCUCCCUGAUUUCCCCCCCCCCGCAGUGGAGGCCGGGGAGGUGGGGCAGGCCAGGCUGGGAACACACCCUGUCUUCAUCCCACCCCGUUCCCUCCUUCCCAGCCCCAGUGAGAGGCAGCGCAGGCUCCGGGAUGGGGGAGCCGGGGGAGCCUGGGGGGCUGCGGGACCUGGCACUGGACUGGCAGUUCCUGCGCUCCACCAAGGGGGUGCUGCUGGGCACCGAGCUGGCCCUGUGUUUUCUGAUCUUCCUGCUGCUGACAGCCUCGGCCUCGGCCUACAUGGCGCCCGCCCUGCUGGAGACGCUGCUGACGGCCGGUGCCCUGGGCCUGCGUCUCACCCGCUGCCAGGAGAGGGCGCCACGGAUCCACUGGCCCUGCCUGGAUUUCCUGCGCUCUGCCAGCGCCACCCUGGUCUUCCUGGUGGUGUCGCCGGCUGCCAUCGCCGCCAGCCAGGAGGGGCCAGCCGUCAGCGCCUUCACCUUCGGCCUCAUCCUCAUCGCCGUGUUUGCCUACGACGCCUUCAGCACCUACUGGGCCGAGAUCAGGCCGGAGCCAGCCCAGGAUGGCAACGGGAACCUGGCGUAAGAGGAAAAUUGCCCCCGGCUGGGGACAGAAAUAACCCCCCUGAUCUCCCUCCCCCCCAAGCUCUGCCGGUGCCCCUCACUGCCUACCCGCAGCCCCCUGCUAGCCCAGCCCUGCCCCGCCCCAGCCCUGCUGGUGCCCCUCACUCCUGACCCGCAGCCCUCCUCCUCCCGGCCCUGGGCCCCCUGCAAACCCCCAGUCCUUGGGGCAAAGGGGCGAGUUGGGCUCUGGGUUUGUUUGCAUUUAAAUUGUGCAAAGGGGGAAAUUACAUGUGCUUUGGCCUGGUA
Molecule: messenger RNA, 1079 nt
Organism: Chelonia mydas (Green sea turtle)
Lineage: Eukaryota; Metazoa; Chordata; Testudines; Cheloniidae
Gene: CMTM5
Product: CKLF like MARVEL transmembrane domain containing 5
Exons: 5
Coding region: 16-795 (259 amino acids)
Cellular component (GO): membrane
Source: RefSeq, a predicted model, not a curated record